Messenger RNA from Silurus meridionalis, 4431 nucleotides. It is a transcript of the gene pof1b, whose product is annotated as POF1B actin binding protein. The record is from RefSeq and is a predicted model, not a curated record. The coding region runs from base 169 to 1797 and encodes 542 amino acids. Gene Ontology annotation, cellular component: bicellular tight junction; adherens junction; actin filament. Gene Ontology annotation, molecular function: actin filament binding. The transcript has 13 exons. Gene Ontology annotation, biological process: bicellular tight junction assembly; epithelial cell morphogenesis; actin filament organization. NCBI's taxonomy places the organism in Eukaryota, Metazoa, Chordata, Actinopteri, Siluriformes, Siluridae.
GGUGACUCCGCCCCUUGGUAACUACGUCGCUCCUGAAAGGGAACUUCCGAGUUGCUUUUGGACUUCUGGAAGUCGUGGCGGUCGCUUUCAUUUUCGCGAGCUUCGAGUCCGUGACGCGCUCGUGACAUUUUAAACCGCAAACAAACAAAAAAGGAAAAAACAAACGAAAUGACGCUUCCGUCGGCGCACUGUACCUACCGGACCAUGAGCGUUUCUUCGGAACCGGGCUCGGCGACGCUGCUGUCGGCGGGCCAGCUCGGCGGUAUCAGCGGUAUCGGCGGUGGCACCGCGACCCUGCGCGCUGUCGGCGUCGCGCCGGGCGGCUUCUCCUCCGUGCAGUACGUCAACGGCGCCGUGGACGGAACCGCGCUCCACGGGAACGUGCGAUACCUCAUGCCCAUGCCCAUGCAGCGCGCCAACGAAUCCUACGUCGUGGUCAACCAGGCGCCCCAGAUGUUAACCCCGGUCUACCUGCAGAAUCUCCAGAGCGUCCAGAACCUCCAGAGCGUCCAGAACCUCCAAAGCGUCCAGAACAUCCAAAACGUCCAGCGCAUCAGCCUGGACGAAUCCGACAGCGUCCAGCAAAUCAGCAUCAACGGCCAGUCCUCCUCGGUCUUCAGUAAUCCAUCGAGCCCCGUCAAGAGCCCUGAGCCUCCAGAGGUGAUGUUGGAGAGCAGCAGCAGCAGCAUCCACGAAGCCAUCAAUAUUGACGUGAAGACGAACCUAACGAGUGAAUUGAAGACGGAUUUCGAGUACGAACCGGUAGCCAAACUCGACACGCGCUUCUUCGGAGAGCUUCUCGCAGAGGUCUACCGGAAAAACUGCGACAUCCACACCUGCAUCUCGGAGCACGUGGUGAAGAUGCGCGGACGAAAACACUUACUGGACCUCGAUUAUAAGGAGAAAGAAGACAUCGAACUCCUCAUUCCGAAAGGAGUGUCUGAACUGACGAAGCAGCAGAUACGCUACCUCCUACAGACGCGCAUGACAGCUGACAAGACCAUGCGCAUGCUCCUGAGCACCUUCAGCAGCCUGAGAGAAGAUCUGGUGCACCUGCAGGACGAUCUGAGGCGUCUGGAGAGUGAGAAAGAGCAGCUGGAGAGAGACCUGAGCUUCAAGGCUGACCAGGCCCAGCAGUACGACAGACUGAUGGAAACUGUACGCGAGAACAACCGGCAGCUGCAGAUUUCCCUGAAAGAGAGCACCAUGUCCCAGCGCAAACUGGAGUCCCAGCUCAUGACCAACCACAGCUCGGACUCCAGCAAGGAUUUCCGCAUCAAGGACCUGGAAGGCAGCAAACGCGCGCUGGAGCAGGAGAACGAGCUGCUGCGCAAGAAGCUCGAAGGCCAGUGCAGCAGCUCCACUCUGCAGACUAAGACGCAGGAUUUGUCCAGACAUUACGAACAGUUGCUGAAAGAACUGCGAGAGGAGAAAGACAAGGAGUUGUCGAGUAUGCGGUCUCAGCUGGUGAAGAUCCAGACAGAAUACACUACAGAACACUCUGGUGAUAAGAGCCUACAGCUGAGGAUCAAAGAGCUCCUGACCACAAUGGAGCAGCGCGAAACCACCAUCAAACGCCAAGAGGAGGAGAUCAGACGGCUGAAGCUGGAGAAGAGCAGCAGCAGCUCCGGCAGCACCACUCAGACCAUCGUUACUAAAAGGUACCAGAACCAGUACCCGAUCCUGGGUCUGCUAAGUGAUGACUAUCAGUACACACCAGCACCUUUUAGGGAAUCCAAGACCAUCGUCAUUAAGAGGACGGGGGAGUCGUGCAAGAAGGAAUUCACUACAUCCUAAAGACCAGGUGUCUCUCCGACAUGAUGAGCUCAAUGGCCAUCCAGAAUAUUUCCGCCAGUUCCUGCUAGAUCACCGCUCUUUCGUUUCUGACCCCUCUGUCCCCCUCUCCAUUUCCCUGUCCAUCCCUCUGGUCAUCGCACCAUCCAUUUUACUUUCCAUCUCCCUCUCCAUCCCUCUGGUCAUUCUUUUGUCCAUCCCUUUCUCCACCUCUCUGUUCAUCCCUCUUUUAAUCUCUCUGUCCGUCUCUAUUUCCAUCAAUCUGUCCAUCUCUCUGUCUAUCCAUUCAUCAUCUCUCAGUCUAUUCCUCUAUUUUUUUUUGUCCAUCUCUCGGUCCAUCCCUUUGCCCAUCCCUCUUUCACCCCUCCAUCUCACUGCCCAUCCCUCUAUCCAUCCCUCCAUUACUUAAUACAUCCCUCUAUCUCUAUAUCUCUCUGCCCAUCCCUUUGCCCAUUUCUUUGUUCAUCCCUCUAUCCUACAGUCCAUCCCUCUGUCUAUCUUUCUCCUCGUACUCCUGUGUAGAGCCUCUGUGGUUUCGAGUCUCGGAGUAAACGGACGUGAGAUUCACGCCGCAGCUCAGUUGCGAUCUCCUCCGCAGCUCCACCUGCUUCUGAGGGCACCUUGUGAUGAUCUAGUGGCUCACGUCUGGCACCAGGAUGUAGUUUUCCUUCAGCAUUUACAACAUUUACCAUUUCUGUUUACGAUGUUUUGUACUUUACACUUUCUGUAUCCUGGAGAACUUUGUAGCAUGGGGUUGCGGCACACGUACGGCACGAACGCGAAGCGGUGAUGGGAUUCGAGGCUUUCUAUCAGCAGAUGAGGUUUAUUUAGUUUGUUUCGGUUGCAUGUGGCGAAGAAUGAAUUAUGGAUUAUUGGAAAUAAAAGAGACGAGGAUUUGGGUUGAGGAGAACGUUAGUGUAUCGAGCAGUAAUAUAGCAUGAUUGGGGUUUAUUUGGUAUUUGUUUUGUUUUUUUUGUUUUGUUUUAAAUCCUAACGUCUCAGAGUUACUUUUAACACAAACCGAACGUGGCAGCUAACACGCUUUUUUAACUAAUCCGCAUUUUACCGUCCAAACCCACGACUUCUAAUGGUACUGACAAUAUAACACUUCAUAAUCGUUUAAAUGGUGCGAUGAUAGAAUGUAGCUUAAAAAGCUGCAAUUUUCGAAGUACCAAAUACACACACACACACACACACACACACACACACACACACACACACACACAAUAUGGCAAAAGUAUUGGGACACCCAACUUUUCACAGGUGUUCUUCCACAAAGAAAGUUGGAGGCACACAAUUUCACUGGACGUCUGUGGAUGUGGGAGCAUGAAAUUUCCCCUCUGUUUGAGACCCAAACCCGUUUCAGCACAAAGCCAGCUCAUGAAGAUCUGCAUUCCAUGGGUUGGAGUGGAAGAUCUCCUGCUGUAGUGCUUUAAACACUGUUGGGAUGAAUUUAAACGCUGACUGCACCUCAGGCCUCCUACAUCACUACCUGACUUUACUAACGCUCUUGUCAGCUGAAUCUCCACAAGCACACUCCAAAAUAUCAUUGAACAUCUUCCCAGAACAGUGGAGGGUAAGUGGGGACUCAGUGUGGAAUGGGAUGUUCAAAAAAAAGCACAUACAGAUCUUAUGGUUAGAUGUCUGCAAACAUUUGUCCAUAUAGUGUAUAAUUAUCUAAUGUACAUCUAAUGGCUACUUUGAUAAGAAAAUCUGCUUAUUCAGCUUUUUGGUUCUCCAGUCAGCCAAUCAUGUAGCAGCAGCAGCAAUAUGAUGCAGGAGAUAAUGAAGAUUUAGUUGCUUCAGGAGCUUCAGGUGGUGUGAUGUUUACAUGGAACAUCAGAACGAGGAGCAUCAUUGAGUAGUAUGAGUAGAAGUGAUCGUCUGCUCUUGUAGUCCAUGGAUCUGACCGUUCAGCAGGUUCUAAAGACACCAUAAAGAGUGCUAAUUUGAGGUACCAUAGCCUUCCUGUCAGCUCAGACCAGUUUUAGGAAGUCUCAGUAUUUCAAAAACUGCUGAUCUUCUGACAUUUUCACAGUUUGAGGGGGGAAAAAAAACAGCUGAGAACAGUUUGAUUCGACACUAAAUUCAAUUCAGAACAAAAAAUAAAGAAACACGUCAGAAUGCAUGACAUGGAUGAAGCCUGAACCAGAAGAAGACUUGAGGAGGAGGAACCUGAUGUGUUCUCCUGCCUCAAAGUUCAAUCUUGCCUUGUGUUUUCUGAGUUUUGCGUUUCCGUCCACAGAACUGGACGGUUUUCCUGUGUCCAGGUGGUUGUGAUUGAAAUGUUAGGAGAUCAGAUCAGAUUUUACAGAUGUUUCUGUUGAAGUUGCCAUUUGUUUUCAUAGCGCACGUGAUCUAGCACAGUUCACUGAAGAAUACGAGACCAACACAUGGACAUCUUUAGUUUAACUCGCAGCGGUGUGUGAAGAUGCGUGACCUCGUAUACUACUGACGACAUCUGCUGUACGCCGUCUUUCUGAAUGUUGCACGUGUAACAUCAAACUUUGUUCCAUUGCCUCUGUUUUUAAUUAAUUUUCUUUUGUAUAUGAUUUGAUUCUGCUUCGGGUUGUUACACUGCCCUCUGCUGCCUGCAAGGUGAAUUCCAAUAACAAUAAAAAACUUUAACAACUUUAA